This is a messenger RNA of Peronospora matthiolae, 1248 nucleotides long. Lineage: Eukaryota; Oomycota; Peronosporomycetes; Peronosporales; Peronosporaceae. The record is from the annotation of a GenBank genome assembly.
AUGGACAGCGUGGUCGCGGUUGAAGAUGCUCUAUGGUGGGUCGCAGAAGGCGGACGCAUCUACCUCAAGCGCCAGCUGUUCAGCAUCAAGAUGGCGGAAGGUGCCAACGUCUUGCACCAUUGCAACGAAGUCUUGAACAUCGGCGCCAAGCUCAGCAGCAUCGGUGCCAAGAUGGAAGACGAAGACAUUGCGAUCUGCUUGCUGCUCAGUCUCCCGAAGAGUUUCGAGAACGUGGUUCUGAACUUGGAGAUGAGCAAUGCAGAGCUGCGCACGCAAGAUGUGGUCAAGGUGCUGACUAACGAGCACAUCAAGCGACAAGGCGAGAAGAUGACAACGGCAACGACAACGGUGAAGACUGAAGAUGCGACAAAGGCAUUCAGUACCGAGCGCAAGCCCUACCAAUGCACAUACUGCGGCAAGGUGGGGCACACGGCAGAGCGUUGCUGGACGAAGCAAAAGGAUGAAAGUCGAGGAGCCCAACGCGGCGGCAAUGGUCGUGGACGCGGGGCAAACAAUGUCCAGUGGCGACAUUAUGAUGAAGGCAACAGCUACGAUCGAGUGGCGUUUGCAGUUUCGUUCGAAUGCGGAGUUUCGACGAACAAGAAUGGACCAGGAAUGUGGGCCGUUGACAGCGGGGCAACACAUCACAUCUGCCACGACAAGUUCAAGUUUGCAAGCUUGGUCGAAGGCCAUGAUGGCGAGAUCCUGGUGGCUGAUGGCAACAAGGCGGCCAUCAAAGGUGUGGGGACCAUCGUGGAAAAGGUGAUUCUGCCAAACGGGGAAGAGCGCGAGAUCGAGAUCAAGAACGCGCUCUAUGUGCCCAGCAUGAGCAAAAAUCUGCUCUCGGUGCCGCAGAUUAACAAGCACGGCAACUUCCAAGUGGUGUUUGACGGGGAUACGAUGUACGUCGCUCGCAAGGAUUCCAACCAAGUGGUGGCAGCUGCGGAUCUUGUAGACGUACUCUACUGGCUUCGCACGACGCAGCGAUCGGCCAAUGCGACAUCACUCAGCAACGCUGUUGAUCUACAUGCGCGAAUGGGCCAUGCUCCAGUCGACGUGCUUCGCAGGAUGGUGACAAGCCACAUGAUCAAGGACGCUCACAUCCCUUCCAAGCCGAAUGGAUCAAGUGUGUGUCGAGGAUGCCAAGAAGGGAAGAUGGUCCAAAAACCAUUCCCCAGUAAUCGUGACAAGCGCACCUACAACACCUUCGAGAUGCUCCACUUCGACAUCUGCGGACCCAUGGAAUAA